Molecule: messenger RNA, 3375 nt
Organism: Zingiber officinale
Lineage: Eukaryota; Viridiplantae; Streptophyta; Magnoliopsida; Zingiberales; Zingiberaceae
Product: protein QUIRKY-like
Exons: 1
Coding region: 182-3175 (997 amino acids)
Source: RefSeq, a predicted model, not a curated record
AUCAUUUUCAUCCACCGCACUUCUCUUUACUCUUUUUAACGGUCGGAUUGUUUUAAAAAUCUCAUCUUGCGUUGUGUUCCUUAUUCUACGCUCUGCUUCUUUAAUUGAAGGAGGAAGUGUGGAUCGAUCGCCGGAAAGCUAAGAUCUUUGGAGGAGAUAAUUGAAGUGAUCGUUGGAGAGGAUGACGGAGGGAGGCAGCCGGCGGCUGGUGGUGGAAGUGUGCAGCGCGCGGAACUUGAUGCCUAAAGAUGGUCAGGGGACCGCGAGCGCGUACGUGAUGGUGGACUUCGACGGGCAGCGGCGGCGGACGAAGACGAGGACACGGGACCUCAAUCCCCAGUGGGAUGAGAAGCUGGAGUUCCUGGUGCAUGAUCCGGAGACGAUGGCCAGCGAGACGCUCGAGCUCAACGUCUACAACGACAAGAAGGGCGGAAGGCGGAACACGUUUUUGGGGAAGGUGAGGAUCUCCGGCCUCAGCUUCGCGAAGGCCGGGUCGGAGACUCUGGUUUACUAUCCGUUGGAGAAGCGGAGUGUUUUCUCGCAGGUGAAGGGCGAGAUCGGCGUCCGGGUGAGCUACGUCGACGAGGAUCCUCCUCUGGUGCCGGAGGCUAAGACGGAGGGUGGGCCGGCGGCAGAGGAGGAAAAAACUACCGAAGAAGAGAAGAAACCGGAGGAGGAGAAGAAGACAGAGGAGGCAAAUAAGCCCGAAGAGGCUAAACCAGAGGAGAAGGCCUCUGCUUCCAAAGACGAGAAGAAGAAACAACCAGAGAAACCCAAGGAGGCGACCAGUGAGGCCGCUAAAACCAAAGAGGAGACACCAAAUCCGCCGCCUUCACCGGGGCCGACGCCGCCGCCCACCCCGGCGGCGACCAAGGAGCAGCAUCCUUCCGGCCUCAGCGACCUCGAGAUUCGCCCUUUCGCCGGCGAGCGGGCCUCCUCCAGCUCGUACGACCUCGUGGCCCGCGUUCCCUACCUCUUCGUCCGUGUCCUCAAAGUGAAGCACGACGGCGCAGCCGAUAGGCCGGUCCACGCUCAGGUGGUCAUCGGCAGCCACAGCGUGCGGACGCGGACCGCUAAAUCGAAGGACUGGGACCAGGUCUUCGCCUUCCGUAAGGGGAGCCUCAACUCCAUGGCCUUGGAGGUGUCCGUCUACGAGGAGAAGGCUAAAGAGGGCGACGACAAAACCGCCGGCGGCGAGGACGUCAACCUCGGCUCCGUGUCCUUUGACCUUAUCGAGAUCCCGAAGCGAUCGCCACCGGAUUCUCCGUUAGCGCCGCAGUGGUACACCCUCGAGGGUGAGCAUGACGUCGACGUCAUGCUCGCCGUGUGGAUCGGCACCCAGGUGGACGAGGCGUUCCAAGAGGCGUGGCAGUCAGAUUCCGGCGGCCUCAACGUGCACACUCGCUCCAAGGCCUACCUUUCGCCUAAGCUCUGGUACCUCCGGCUGACGGUGAUCCAGACGCAAGAUCUGCACUUCCCUCCGCCGGUGGAUCCCAAGUCCCCUCGCCCCGGCGGCGCUGGCAGCACGGAACUCCUCGUCAAAGGGCAGCUCAGUGGGCAAAUCUUCCGCACCGGGCGGGCGCCUCUCGUCACCAGCUCCAGCUCCGCCAAUCCAACCUGGAAUGAGGACCUCGUCUUCGUCGCUGCCGAGCCCUUCGAGCCAUUCCUCACUGUCGUCCUCGAGGACUCGACUGCCGGCCAGGCGGUGGGCCAGGCCAAGGUCCCUCUUUCCUCCAUCCACCGCCGGCUGGACGACCGCGCUGAACCACCCGCCCGGUGGCUGAACCUCGCCGGCGACGAGGGUCGCCCCUACGCCGGCCGGCUGCAUGUAAAAAUCUGCCUCGAGGGUGGGUACCACGUGCUGGACGAGGCGGCUCACGUGGCUAGCGAUGUCCGCGCCGCCUCCAAGCAGCUCUCCAAACCCCCAAUCGGCCUGCUGGAAGUAGGCGUCCUCGGGGCCACGAACCUAGUCCCUAUGAAAACGUCCGGCGGCGCCGGUGGAUCCACAGACGCCUACGUGGUGCUCAAAUACGGGCCCAAAUGGGCGCGGACGAGGACCAUUAUCGACCAGUUCAAUCCGCAGUGGAACGAGCAGUACGCAUGGGACGUGUUCGAUCCCUGCACCGUCCUCACCAUCGGCGUCUUCGAUAACGGCCGCUUCAAAACAGGGGAGAACACGCCAGCACCGGCGAAAGACGCCCGCAUCGGCAAGGUCCGCAUCCGGCUAUCGACGCUCGACACAGACAGGGUUUACAUCAAUUCCUAUGCCUUAACGGCGGUUCAGCCGGCCGGGGCGAAGAAGAUGGGCGAGAUCGAGCUGGCUAUCCGGUUCAGCUGCCCCUCGUGGCUCAGCCUCCUGGCGACAUACGGCAGCCCGAUGUUGCCGCGGAUGCACUACGUCCGGCCGUUGGGACCGGCGCAGCAGGACGCACUCCGGCACACCGCGAUGCGCCACGUGGCCGCGCGCCUCGCCCGGUCGGAGCCGCCGCUGGGCCCCGAGGUGGUGCACCACAUGCUCGACACCGACGCGCACGCGUGGAGCGUCCGGCGAAGCCGCGCAAACUGGGUCCGCGUGGUGGGCUGUCUGACCAGCGUCGCGGCGGCGGCGCGGUGGGUGCGUGGGGUCCGCACGUGGACCCACUCGCCCACGACAGUCCUCGUCCAUAUCCUCCUCGUCGCCGCCGUGCUCUGCCCGCAGGUCAUCUUGCCCACCGCCGCGCUCUACUUGUUCCUCGUGCUGACGUGGCGGUACCGGGCGCGGCCGCGGGGUCCGGCUGGAAUGGACCCGCGGCUCUCGCAGGUGGAUGCGGUGGGGUCGGACGAGCUCGACGAGGAGUUCGACGGGUUCCCGUCGUCGCGGCCGGCGGACGUGGUGAGGCUCAGGUACGACCGGCUGCGUGCUCUGGCGGGGCGGGCGCAGACCCUCCUAGGUGACGUAGCGGCGCAAGGGGAACGGCUGGAGGCGCUACUCGGCUGGCGCGACCCCCGCGCAACCGGAAUCUUCGCCGGAUUCUGCCUACUGUCGUCCAUGGUGCUCUACUCCGUACCCUUCAAGGCCCUAUUUCUGAUGGCCGGAUUCUACUACCUCCGACACCCGCGGUUCCGGGACGACAUGCCGUCGGCCGGCUUCAACUUCUUCCGACGGUUGCCGCCGAUGUCGGAUCGUAUCUUAUAAAAGAUCUGCUACUGUUAUCUUUCAAUAUUACUAGCUCUUUGCUUAAACUAAAUAAACACAUUGGUUUGUCGAUUUGGCAGUGUGAUUAAAUCAAAAUAAAUGUAGAACAAUUGGUGUUCUCCUUCAGUUGUUGUAAGUUAAUUGUUUGAAUUAUUUGUAAACAAAUCUUAGAAUAUAAUAUUUAUUAAUAAAAAAAUAAA